UUUUAUUAAUUUGCAGGGCUUGUUUUGCUUGUUUUAUAUAAAUUGUUUAAACAGGCCAUUAUUAAUUACACAAGUGUCUCAUUAAAAUGUCUACAAAUUCAUAAAACUAAUCCGACAUCAGAUAAAAACCAUAAACGCUGGAUUUAACGUUUCGCCGCUGGAGGGCGAUCUCAGCUCAGAUUCAGCGCUUGCCCUAAAAGUAUUAGCAAAGCAUCUCUUCUUUCUAGCAUGAGAUGAUGGAGUUGCAAAGUAAGUUUACUAAAGACUAAAGGAACAUUCAGAAGAAAAAAAAUUAAUGUUCAUUGGUGCAGCAUUUUCCAACAUGAAAUGUCAUUAUCUCUGUACGUGUUCGUGGCAAAAAUGAGUGUGCACAUGAAGCAGAUCAGACUGUGAAUUUCAAUACAGAAGCUAUGGGGUCGGUUGCAUAAACUGCUGAAACUAGUGGUAAAAGUCAUCUUCAUCUAAUUUGUUUUCUUCAAGACUGGUCUUAACUUUUUAAUGUCAGACAAAAAGGUAGAUUGGCCCAAUCUGAAUCAGAAAAGUAAGGCUAAUUAUUAAGACUGAUUGGCUAACUUUUGGUCAAACUAGUUAAGACAGUCUUAACAAAGUGGCUAUGCAAAUGGACCAUGGAAAUGAUAUGCUAAAUAGCUGUAUAAUAUUAUGACCUGAAGUUUAUUUCUCCCUGUAAAUGAGAUGAAUUUAAGAAAUGUGUGAAAAGAGUCUCUAUGGAAAUUGUCUUGCUUUGUUCAGCAGAACGAACUCUAGAUUUACCGGUUUUAUUGGAAGAUUAUUUGCCAAAACCACAAACACCAGCAGAACAUAACAUAACUUACUGACAUUUUCCUUUUUGCAUGUGAGUUCAGGAACAGGAUGAAUGAUGGGAUACCCUAGUCAUUAAAUACCAAUCCAAUGCGGUGUUAGAUAGAGAGUGAGAGUAAUGUGUUUUAAUUCCACUGAGCUUUGGAAUUAUCACAUCUGGGAAAGUCUUGCACAUUUACUAUCUGUAGCAUUUCAAGUGGCCAUGACCACAAGUUUAGGUAUUUAUACAGACCACAGACACAUUGUGAUUCUGUGGCGUCCUCUAGUGACCAAUACUGCGCAAUACGAGCGGAAAUCAACUACAAAUCACCGAUUAUAGACCAAUCACAUCUGAUCACAAGCCAAACCUUUCUCAAAAGGCCUUUUUGAUCGUAUAGUUUCCACCUGUUAGGAAAAACGAUACGUAAAGGAUAAUAAAAACGUACUAAUAGAUACACAGAUAAUUGAUAUGAAAGUGAACAGCAUAACUCGCGUAAUUCUAUGUUCGAUUCUGUGCAUUUUCUCCAGCCCAACAUUGCUGAACAGCGUCUUAUCUUCAUCUGUAUUAGAUGAAAGAACCGACCGCCCAAGAACAGCUCGCGAGAAACACUCUGGGAAACUUCUAGUGCGUGAUCCGUCCACAAACACGCGCCAGAGGCCGGUGCCUGUCCUGCGGAUCCGUGGCCGAACACCUACGAGAGGAGCACCUGGAGAGGAUCACCUGCCGACAUUCACCCGGCUCCCGGAUGUGGCGGUGACUUGCUCACGUUCCGGAUUCGUUUUAAGGGUGAAAAGGAACUUCUACGGUUUCUCGGCCGCCGCAGAGGAGCUGACGCUCGGAGAAACCUGCAAAAGUAACGGCGUCCUCGAGCCGCAGAACGACCUGCUCUUCACAUACGCGCUCAACGACUGUCAAGGCGAACAACAGGUGUUCCCUGAUUAUGUUGCCUACAAGUAUGUUCUUCACUACGUGCCGCUGUCGCACCGAAACUCCCUCCACCAUCACCGAGUCAACGUGGGCGUGGAGUGUCGCUAUAAAAGGGAACAUCAUGUGCACAGUCUGGUGAUGAGUCCCACAUCACGGACACCAUUGCGCAAAAUUAUCAGGACCAGAUCUGCUGAGUUUCAGAUUCAGCUGAUGGACGACUCCUGGUCUUCUCCAGUCAGAUCCGCUGUGUACCUGCUGGGUCAGCAGGUGAAUGUGCAGGUCUCCACACGGCAUCAUUACCAUGGGGUCAAGCUUUUUAUAAACAGCUGUUAUGCGGCUACAGUCAACACUUUGAGUCAAGCCACCAAACACAGCAUCAUAGACAAUUAUGGGUGUCUACAGGAAAGCCGGAUAAAUUCAGGUGCUUCAAGAUUCAGGUUCUCCAGGGCAGACAAUGUUGUUCAGUUUUCCUUUGGUGCUUUUCAGUUUACUGAUUCACCAGAGGCCCAGGUUGCACUCCAUUGUGAACUCUCUGUUUCUGGCGGAGGCCCUAGUCCAAUGCUCAAGUCUUGUUUUUACAGCCACACAGAUAAAAGAUGGAUUUCUGUGUUUGGUCAAGAUUCGAUCUGUGACUGCUGUGAUUCAGUCUGCAACCAGACUAAAACCAAACGCAAAACAUAUGAAGGGUUUGUGAGCAGUGAUCAAGUACUCUUCUCUGACCCUGUAACUUCUGAUCUCUCAACUUUGGCUUCCUCAACUCUGGACUCCACACUCGUGGCUCAUAGAAAUGAUGACAUUAUCUGGUUUGAAGCCAAAAUGGCCAAAGAGCCCCAGAGGUCCUACACCCACAAGGACUUUGUAGCCUCUGUUACGCUGAUAUCUUCUGAUGAUGACCAUGAUAAGAGACAGCACACAUCUCAAAUCACCACUGAGGAGGAAAGGAAAGCGAUAGAGGAAGAGAAAAAUGAGUAUGUGGAGAUUUUUAUUGCAAUCAGUAAGAGUAUUGUAGGAUCUGAAAGACCAGAUUUAGACUCCAUGGAGAAGCUUGACGUUGCAUCCUUGAGCUGGUCUGGAGACAGGAAGAUGCAGAAUGUGAUUAAGGGUUCCAGUUACUCACAGAAGAAGAUUCAGAGAAUGGAAGAAGUUCAGGAGGGCAAAGGUUCCACAAAGACACCAGUUAUGGUCGGUGAAAUCAUGAAAGAGCAUUCCGAUAUAGAUGAAUCGACAAUGGGAGACCGGGAGCUGGGUGAGGUGUUUCCGCCAUACUUCACCUCAAAGGAAAAUAAUUCUUAUGAAAAUAAAAAAGAAGGCUUGGGCUUGCAAGUGUUUCCACUUGAUUCUGAUGAGCUGAUAGAACAGGGUGUUGUGAAAAAACUAAACCUCACGCAAGACUCAGAUGAUUAUUAUUUUUCAGAUGGAAUGUGAUUCAAAAGAACUUGUGAGAAAAUGUCUGUUUUUUUGUGUGUGUUUAAUUGAUGAAUAAACCAUGAGGAAACAAAGAACCAUGCAAUGCUUCCUAAGAAAAACAAGUAGUGCAUGAAAUUCCUUUUCUUGACUGAAGCCAGUCAAGGCUUUAGGUUGUUUUUCUGGUUGUAAACGAUCCCAGCCGAGG
Molecule: messenger RNA, 3338 nt
Organism: Labeo rohita (rohu)
Lineage: Eukaryota; Metazoa; Chordata; Actinopteri; Cypriniformes; Cyprinidae
Exons: 8
Coding region: 1268-3151 (627 amino acids)
Biological process (GO): positive regulation of acrosome reaction; binding of sperm to zona pellucida; egg coat formation
Cellular component (GO): extracellular matrix
Molecular function (GO): acrosin binding
Source: RefSeq, a predicted model, not a curated record